This is a messenger RNA of Symbiodinium necroappetens, 1038 nucleotides long. NCBI's taxonomy places the organism in Eukaryota, Dinophyceae, Suessiales, Symbiodiniaceae. The record is from the annotation of a GenBank genome assembly.
AUGUGGCGGACUCCGCUGCAGCCCAUCAAAGCAUGGGCAUUGCAGACUCAUCGCUCCCAUCGAUUUCGACACCUGCCACUGGCAUCCACUGAAAAUCAGGUUUUCCGUCAGUCUCAGCGAGGCUUUUUUGCAUCUAAGUGGCAGAAGAGGUUGGGCCAUUUGCUGGAAGGACGUCGGAGACCUCCAGCACCAGAUGUCCCGGACAAGGAACAGCUGACGAACGACUUUGGCAUCAAGCCAUGCAAACCGGUCUUGGGCUCCAAGCGCACCGGAGUGCUGGCAUACAAAAUCGGAUGUAUGUCUUUGUGGGACGAGUGGGGUGUGAAGCAUAUGGUGACCGUCUGUCAGUUGGACCGGCUGCACGUUGUGCAAAGCAUGACUUUGCAGAAGAAUGGCUAUGAGGCCUUGCAGCUUGGGCUCGGCUACCGAUCAAUCCACCGCCUUAGCCGGCCGGAAAUCGGCACGUACAUGAAGGCAGGUGUUGGGCCGAAGCACCACAAAUGUGAGUUUCGCGUUUCGUCAGACUGUCUUCUGCCACCAGGACUUGAGUUAAGUGUGAGACACUUUGUCCCUGGACAGUGGGUUUUUGUAUCUGGCUGGAGCAAGGGCCGAGGCUAUCACGGAGUGAUGAAACGUUGGGGAUUUUCAGGUGGCGGUUCAGACUUUCAUGGACACAAAAAGUCCCACCGCUCUGCCGGCUCUCUUGGCCAACGUGGUAUUGGAAAAGUUUGGGUUGGCAAGAAAAUGGCCGGACACAAAGGUCCGGAUCCUCGCUGUGUCAAUGCUAAAGUAUUUCGAAUAGAAAGCACUCGCAACCUGAUUUUCCUGAAGGGGGCUUUGCCUGGCUACAAGGGCAGCGUGGUCAAGAUCAGUGAUGCUCGUGGCAAGACGGCGUUGAAAAACAAUCACAUCAGAUUGCCAUACCCUACGUUUGUCCCCGUGCCUGGUGUCGAGUACCCCGUCACGAUACAGGAGCCGCCCCCUCAACGAGAUCCAUUCCUGUAUCCCGAACAACCUCUGUAUCAGCCGAAUGAUUAG